Messenger RNA from Lymnaea stagnalis (great pond snail), 438 nucleotides. NCBI's taxonomy places the organism in Eukaryota, Metazoa, Mollusca, Gastropoda, Lymnaeidae. The record is from the annotation of a GenBank genome assembly.
CAUAUUAUCUCUUAAAAUUGUAGACGCACAACUAAUAUUCGACCAGAGGGCGUACGCAAUGUAUUUCAAUAGUUAUAGGUGAUCGAAGUACUGCGUCCUCAAACAACCUUUCUCGCCAAUAGCUGUGUCAUUCUGUGUCACUGCUUGUCACUGUGCAUAUAUUUAUUUGUUCACACAUUUCCUUAGGAAAACAUCAACAUGAAACCCGGGCUACGAGUCGUCCGUGGACCGGACUGGAGGUACGGCGACCAGGAUGGCGGUGAAGGUCACGUCGGCACAGUGGUAGAAAUCGGCGGGCAGCGGGGAUCCGAAACUCCAGAGAAGUGUGUGGCUGUGACCUGGGACUCAGGGGUCAGGAAAACCUACAGGGCAGGUCACCAGAACGCUUAUGAUCUGUUAGCAUUUGAUAAUGGCCAAUGUGGUGAGUUAUUUUUUUAA